Molecule: messenger RNA, 871 nt
Organism: Talaromyces proteolyticus
Lineage: Eukaryota; Fungi; Ascomycota; Eurotiomycetes; Eurotiales; Trichocomaceae
Product: putative phosphatase
Exons: 3
Coding region: 204-788 (194 amino acids)
Biological process (GO): peptidyl-glutamate ADP-deribosylation
Source: RefSeq, a predicted model, not a curated record
GUCGAACUCAUUCUCGAAAUAUACCAAAGCGGCCACGUGCGUCAGGUCUAUUUACUCCACGUUUUAUAUUAUCCUCAUUCAUUCUUUAUUCCAGCAUUCCACAACAUACUGAUAUCCAACAAUAUACUGAGAUACUACACCAUACUGAGAUUCCACGACAGACUGAGAAACAAAUACCUCAACACGCCUUUAGUGGGAUCAAAAUGAUAAUAACUGAGGUUGAGGGCGAUCUCUUCGACGCUCCCGACGGGGCUGUACUCAUUCACGCUUGCAACUGCCUGGGCUCGUGGGGCGGAGGUAUCGCCAAAGCUUUCCAAGCCAAGUACCCUGCUGCUUACGAAAUUUACAAGGAGCAUUGCAGGGACCUUCGACAAUCUUCUCGAAGUCAAACUCUCAUACAUCCCGACACUGGAGAGGAACAGGAUGUGCGCUUUCCCUUGGGCACUGCUCUCAUUAUUCCACCCCAGAAGGAGGACUAUGAGUCCGAUACCCCCGCCAAAAAACAUUGGAUUGUAUGUCUUUUUACAUCCUAUGCGUAUGGCAGAUCAGUUAGCCCGCCACACAUCGUCCUCGCAAACUCGGUACAUGCCCUUCGGGACAUGAAACGCCAACUUGAGGAAAUUCACAGACAGGGGAAGGCGGAAUGGGAUGGAAAGCUACAUACAUGCCGCUUCAAUUCGGGCUUGUUUCGUGUCAGGUGGGAAGAUUCGAAGGCCGUGCUCGAAAAAGAACUUGAUGAAACGGAGGGUGUUCAGGAGAUUGUGGUGGUUCGACCAAGAGGGGGAUGAUGUCAGUACGAUUUUAUGCUCGAGGUCGCAAGCGAAUGAGAAUUGUGUAAGAAUCUCUGGAGAUUUCUAUUAACGAACACAUU